Molecule: messenger RNA, 1277 nt
Organism: Morone saxatilis (striped sea-bass)
Lineage: Eukaryota; Metazoa; Chordata; Actinopteri; Moronidae
Gene: tsen15
Product: TSEN15 tRNA splicing endonuclease subunit
Exons: 4
Coding region: 135-599 (154 amino acids)
Biological process (GO): tRNA splicing, via endonucleolytic cleavage and ligation
Molecular function (GO): nucleic acid binding
Source: RefSeq, a predicted model, not a curated record
CCGGACGAUUUACACUGUAGCACGCUGCCAAAACUUAAAAAGGACCCAUGCGGUGACAGCAGCAGUAUGUCCUGACAUUAGUCUGUAGUUAAUGAGACAGUAUUCAGAGUUAUUAGAAAGGUUUAAUACUUAAAAUGUCGUCAGAGUCGGGCAGAGCGGCGGGGUCAGACAGACCUCCGCCCCCGAACUGGAUCCUUCAGCAUCCAGCGUAUCAGCAAAUGAAGAAUCUGGAGGUUGGGGACAGUGAACAAGUACACGGAGCCUUCCUUGCCUAUAUGGAUCUUUCUGAGGUGCGUCGGUGGAAAGAAGUGUCCUGUGUCAAGAGUCCUGAGCUGCAGGUGGUUUUACUGGAAGGGAGGGAAAAGGAAGGAGGACCCAUCCAGACAAUUCUUCCGCUGCCUGUUCACCGUUCUCUGAGCCACAAAAGCAUACGUCAUGUGCUGGACAGAGGCUUUCCUAUGCUGUUGUGUGCUGUAGCUUCUGACUCCACCCUGGUCUACCAGAGGAUGACUGAUGGGUUGGUGACACCCGACCCCCCUGUGGGACCCUUCCAGGAUGUGGGACGCCGGCAGCAUCGGAAGAGACGGCAGCAGCACUGAGCAGCUGGAGUGAGAGGACACUAUGGUGUUGUUGUGAACCAAAGAUAAGCCUGUCUGUCUGUGUAAGCCGCUCCGAUAAAAAGUCAAAGGUGUACUGGCAACAUGGCAGCUGGUGCAAAUGGACGAAGCCACAGUGCCGCUCGAGGUGCUCUCAGUAAGAAACCUCUGGCUACAAUCAACCAGUCUAGGGAGUCUAGUUCACUGGUGUUGAAUAAUUUUCACAUGAGCUGACGAGUUAAGAUUAUGCAGUAAUUAACAACAUAAAGAGAUAUUUUUGUGUAUAAAUAAUUUAUUCCCUGCUUUCCAAAUCCUUCCUGUCUCGGGACCCCUCAGAUUGGAGAGUUUAAGAGAAAACACACUGACAGAACACAGGCCUGUUCCCCCAAGCCUGCCACUGUUUGUUUUACGCUUGCUCAUAACAAGGUUGACUAAGUGCUCAGAGAUGUGUAAUAAAAAGUAUUUUGGGUACAUUACUACUAGGGCCUGACUUUCUGAUACCUAUAUUGAUAUUUGAAAGUUUUAAAAAAGUGAUCAUCGUGAGAUUUUUUUUUCAUCUUAAAGACAUAACAUUAACAAAUAUUUUUGAUAAGGAUCCCUAAAAUUGUGACUGUAAAUGACUCACCUAUACUGUUAGUCUGUGCAUAUUAAGGCUAAAUGUAAAGUUUGUCUUUAAUCCUA